Cynoglossus semilaevis (tongue sole) is the source of this 8549-nucleotide messenger RNA. It is a transcript of the gene ephb2b, whose product is annotated as eph receptor B2b. Gene Ontology annotation, molecular function: ATP binding; protein binding; transmembrane-ephrin receptor activity. Gene Ontology annotation, cellular component: plasma membrane; dendrite. The record is from RefSeq and is a predicted model, not a curated record. The transcript has 16 exons. Gene Ontology annotation, biological process: axon guidance; ephrin receptor signaling pathway; protein phosphorylation. Bases 269 to 3238 code for a protein of 989 amino acids. NCBI's taxonomy places the organism in Eukaryota, Metazoa, Chordata, Actinopteri, Pleuronectiformes, Cynoglossidae.
UAAAUAUCCUCAAACGUGUGUUAAACGAGACCGGGUAAAAUGAUAUGUCUGCGUAGUUCAAAGAUGAGCUCCUGUGCUGUAUUUAUCUCCCCUCCGUCUGUAGUCGGUUGGUUUCGCCCAAACUUGGUUCAGAUUUGAGUUGCUGUUCUCUGUUAUCUGGGAUCGCUCCACUGGAGGAGAAGGACCGUCUGUCCCCUCGCUGCUUUUGCUGUCAAUGGCUUUCUGGACCUAUUUUAUUUGAAUGUCUGGGCCCUUGACGUGACCAAUAAUGGAUAUCCUCUGGAUAUUAUGGACCAUACCGUCCGUCAUAGCAGUUGAAGAGAUGCUGAUGGACUCCACCACGGCCACAGCGGAGCUCGGCUGGACAGUCUUCCCCGUGUCAGGGACCAGUGAGAACAGCUGGGAGGAGGUGAGCGGUUACGAUGAAAACAUGAACACCAUCCGGACGUACCAGGUCUGCAAUGUGUUUGACAACAAUCAGAACAACUGGGUGCGGACCAAGUACAUCAGGCGCCGUGGUGCACAGAGGAUCCACGUGGAGAUGAAGUUCUCAGUCAGGGAUUGCAGUAGCAUCCCGAACGUACCCGGCUCAUGCAAAGAGACAUUCAAUCUCUUUUACUAUGAGUCUGAUUCUGACACUGCAACCAGAACUUCUCCGGCCUGGAUGGAAAACCCCUGGAUCAAGGUAGACACUAUUGCAGCAGAUGAGAGCUUCUCCCAGGUGGACCUGGGAGGAAGGGUGAUGAAGAUCAACACUGAGGUCAGGAGCUUUGGCCCGGUGUCCCGUAAUGGAUUCUACCUGGCCUUUCAAGACUACGGUGGUUGCAUGUCUCUCAUAGCUGUCCGCGUCUUCUACCGGAAGUGUCCACGCAUCAUCACCAACGGGGCACUGUUUCAGGAAACUCUCUCCGGGGCAGAGAGCACCUCCCUUGUUGCUGCACGUGGCGUUUGUAUCCCGAAUGCAGAAGAGGUGGACGUACCCAUUAAACUGUACUGCAACGGUGACGGAGAAUGGAUGGUUCCCAUUGGGCGCUGCAUGUGCAAGUCUGGGAACGAGCCCGUGGAGAAUGGAACUGUUUGUAGAGCCUGUCCUUCAGGCUUUUUUAAGCCGACCCAAGGAGACGAGCCCUGUCUGCAGUGUCCCAUCAACAGCCGAACCACCAGCGAGGGCGCCAUCAACUGCGUGUGUCGCAACGGAUUCUAUCGCACAGACUCCGACCCACUCCAGAUGCCAUGCACAACUGUUCCCUCGGCUCCACAGAAUGUCAUCUCCAGUGUAAAUGAAACCUCUGUGAUGCUGGAUUGGAUGCCCCCUCGGGACUCAGGGGGCCGGGAGGAUGUCGUUUUUAACAUCAUCUGCAAGAGCUGCGGUGGAGGACGGGGAGGCUGCACCCGCUGCGGGGACAAUGUUCAGUUUUUGCCCCGUCAGCUGGGCCUGACAGAGCCCCGGGUCUAUAUCAGUGACCUGCUGGCCCACACGCAGUACACGUUCGAGGUGCAGGCUGUCAACGGGGUGUCAGAUCAGAGCCCAUACUCCCCUCAGUAUUCUUCAGUCAACAUUACCACUAACCAGGCCGCUCCAUCUACUGUAUCCAUAAUGCACCAGGUCAGUCGCACCGUGGACAGCAUCACUCUCUCCUGGUCCCAGCCUGACCAGCCCAAUGGCGUCAUCCUGGAUUAUGAGUUGCAGUAUUAUGAGAAGGAGCAGUCAGAGUACAACUCCACCACCAUCAGGAGCCCGACCAACACCGUGGUCAUCCGUGGCCUCAAACCAGGAAGCAUAUACGUUUUCCAGGUCCGGGCUCGAACCGUGGCCGGGUUCGGUCGCUACAGCGGGAAACUGUACUUUCAGACCAUGACUGAAGAGGAGUACAACACUAGCAUACAGGAGAAGCUGCCACUCAUUAUUGGAUCAGCAGCUGCCGGCCUGGUCUUCCUCAUCGCUGUGGUCGUCAUCAUCAUCGUCUGCAACCGGAGGCGUGGCUUCGACAGGGCUGAUUCUGAAUACACAGACAAACUGCAGCACUACACCAGCGGCCACAUGACUCCAGGAAUGAAGAUAUAUAUUGAUCCGUUCACAUACGAGGACCCCAACGAGGCUGUGAGAGAGUUUGCCAAGGAGAUUGAUAUAUCAUGUGUGAAGAUUGAGCAGGUCAUCGGUGCAGGAGAGUUUGGAGAAGUCUGCAGCGGUAAUCUGAAACUCCCGGGAAAAAGGGAGAUGUUUGUGGCCAUAAAGACUCUGAAGUCUGGAUACACUGAAAAACAGAGGCGGGACUUUCUGAGCGAGGCCAGCAUCAUGGGGCAGUUUGACCACCCCAAUGUCAUUCACCUAGAGGGCGUGGUCACCAAGAGCAGUCCGGUCAUUAUCAUCACUGAGUUCAUGGAGAAUGGGUCUUUGGAUUCUUUCCUCAGACAAAACGACGGUCAGUUCACUGUGAUCCAGCUGGUUGGUAUGCUCCGUGGCAUCGCCUCAGGCAUGAAGUACUUGGCAGAUAUGAACUACGUGCACCGUGACCUUGCAGCAAGAAACAUCCUGGUCAACAGCAACCUCGUGUGCAAGGUGUCCGACUUUGGUCUCUCGCGCUUCCUGGAGGACGAUACCUCGGACCCGACCUACACCAGUGCUUUGGGUGGAAAGAUCCCGAUUCGAUGGACCGCCCCUGAAGCCAUCCAGUACAGGAAGUUCACCUCUGCCAGUGAUGUGUGGAGCUACGGGAUCGUCAUGUGGGAAGUCAUGUCCUACGGAGAGAGGCCUUACUGGGACAUGACCAAUCAGGAUGUUAUCAAUGCCAUCGAGCAGGAUUACCGACUGCCCCCUCCCAUGGACUGCCCCAGUGCCCUGCACCAGCUCAUGCUGGACUGUUGGCAGAAAGAGCGGAACAAUCGUCCCAAGUUCAGCCAGAUUGUCAACAACCUGGACAAGAUGAUCCGUAAUCCCAACAUGCUGAAGGCCAUGACUCCGUUAUCGUCAGGCGUUCACCUCCCUCUCCUGGACCGGAGCAUCCCCGACUUCUCCAGCUUCAGCACUGUGGACGAGUGGCUGGACGCGAUAAAGAUGGGCCAGUACAAAGACAACUUCUCCAGUGCAAACUUCAAUACCUUUGACGUGGUGUCUCAGAUGACUAUGGACGACAUCCUGAGGGUGGGGGUGACAUUAGCGGGUCACCAGAAGAAGAUCCUCAACAGCGUGCAGAUGAUGCGGGCACAGAUGAACCAGAUCCAGUCAGUGGAGGUUUGACUCUUCGUGGAAGAGCAGAGGGAGGAGGAAAAGGCUUUUUUUUUUUUUUAAAUUUUCCAUGUGACAGUGUCUGGGCUUCCCACCAGACGAUCAUUCGUCUCUCCACAUCCCUCUCUCCUCCUCCCCUCGUCACCCUCGUCUCUCCUUCCUUGAAGUAAGUAAUGGAGAGAACGUUCAUGUGAUGAAGCUUCCGAGGGACAACAGCCAACAGCCCACCUCUAAAACCUUAACGUAAAUUUAGAUCAACCAGCGACACAUUUCUAUCUUCUAUCUUCCACCGAUCCUCAUUUGAUGUUGAACAUUUACCGUUUUCAGUUUGUUUGUUCUGAUGAAUUUGUAAAGAGUUUUUUUUUUUAAAAGGACAAAAAAAAGACAAAGUGAUAAAAGUUUUGGAGCUUAUCUAAAUGUAUAGAUGAUAUAAGGUUGUACAUUAGAUGAACUGAGUAGGAACGCUCCCCUUCAAAAAGGGCAACAAAAAAAUGAAAAAAACCAACAAAAAAACAAAACAAAAGAAUUGCUAAAGCGAUGAGACAAUGUGGAUAUUAUGAUCUGAAGUUGAUUUUUGGAGCUGAGAAAAUGGAGUCCUCUUCGGCCUUUUGGAAGGAAGCGCCACAGAGGAGAACCGAGGAGCUGGACGUGCGCUUCCAACUGUUUUCCCAGACGACAGAAGAAAUUCCAAAAGAACAACAUGUAACAGACGAGCUUUGGCAACCGCCGGCGUCCAGACUCUCUCGCUCCGCUCCGUUCAGGACAUUUACGCAGUGAACUCAAUCAUGAAAAAAGAGAAACUAUUGCUCUUAUUUCAAGGAUUUUUUUUCCUUUUCUAUUUCGUGUGAUGUGAAGAUUCCCUCUCUCCAUGCUUCCUCUCACUACGGACAAAAAGUUAAUUUGCUUUGUUUUACAGUGAGUAAAAAAAAAAAUCGCAGUCUGCCAAACAGAACUCUCUCCAUCUAAUCACAGCCGUGCUAACGACGACACAGUGACUCAGAGACAUUUCCGUUGUUCCGUGCAGGAGCUGUGCGAGGAUUUUGUGGUAUCUCUCCAUUUUCUGAUGAAAAAAAAACAACAACUUUCUCCACAAAGGUGCAGUUCCACCUGUUCUGUCCUCCUCCCUCUGCUCCAGUGCUGGCCGUGCACAGCCACGUGCACGUCCGCAAGGUCGCUCCGGAAGUGUGGGGAGUGUGUUGUGAUGGCAUGCUGAGUGAGUGGUUAAUUUCACACUGCUUUGAUUUGCUGCAAUUACCAGAACAGUUUGGUACGAGCUCGGGUUUUGAAACACUUUGCUGAGAAUAAUGUGUCCGCACAUAAACUUCGACUGUUUUUUUUCUUCCUCUUCUUCUCCCAGUUGUGCUCUUCAUGUUUCAGGUAUUUUAUGUUUUCAUUACCAUGCAGGAUCAAUCACACACUAGAUUUCCCAAUCAGGCUUUUGUAAAAUUAAACACACGGUUUUAUAAGUGUUAUAUUAGUGCCGGUUUGUAUGGGUAGUUUUGAAUGGUUUUUAUUUUCAUCUGAUCCUUUUGUUUUUUGGGAGGGUUGGGGGGCCAUGUUGGUGAAUGAAGACCAUGUGGAUGACACUGAUCUUCCCUGCAACGGGUUUAGAUUUGACUCUACAGGCAGUAGCUAUGUUUACUGUAUGUUUUCCUGUGGAUAGAGCUGUCCGUCGAGGACAGGGUUGUCAGUUAUUGUCUGUGUGUUUGUCACUGAUGUGGAGAAAUUGAUGCAACCCAUAGGGGCCGCAGUGACUCCCCUGGGAUGAUAAAUAAUGUGGCUGGUUAUGUGUACAGCCAGGAUGUCAUAUCAACAGUGCCCACCUCCAACUGGGAUCUGAUCAGAGACCUGACAACCAGACAUGGACGUCCAGCUGUGAGUCAUGGGUCAGAUGUGCGCCGUCACAGCGGGGUGGCCCCACCCUGAUCACAGCCACUCUGUCCGGCUGCUGAUUCCCUGUUUCUUGCCUCCAUCAGAUGCACACACACACACACACACACACACACACACGCUCACGCUCUCCUACUCACUCACACACGGGGCUGUCGACUGCAUGUCUGCAGCUCCCACUGAUCUCCUCCCAGUCUGCUCCCAGCAGUUGUUUGGUUUUGUCUUUGUGAGUCAAAAAGCAUCAACAGCAGCUCACAAACUGACACACAGCAUUAGAACUGCUGCUGCCGCUGCUGCAUCCCAUCUUCUUCUGUGGAAAAAAACAAAACAAAAACAAUAUUCCUCCAGAUGUUGCCUCAUUCACAUGAACCAGAUCCUCUGCUCUGGACCAGAUCUUUUCUGGUGUCACUCCAGGCAGCUGGAGCACAGAGACCCUGCUUCAGAAACCCUCUCUGUUGCUCCACUUUUCAUCAUCCCACCUUUCAUUGUGUCUGCCCGUCCAUAGGAUUGUAGGCCAGGAGUGGAGGGAUUUUCAUUCUCUUCAUGCUCCAUAAUCCUCUCCGGUUAUUUCCAUAUGCAGCGUAACACAUCAGAAGGAAUAUUUCCCUGGAAGCUUUUAUAGCAUGUAAAACCCAGGGAGGAGAAUAAUGAGCUGUUAGUCAUAGUGGAGGAGCCAGGGGAAAGGGAUGCUGUGACCUAAAUGCCACUGAUGCCAACAUGCAUUUUUCUUUCUCAAAACAGGGCUCACGACUGUCUUCCUUUCCCACAUCUGAACAACUAACUCCUCACUGCUUUUCAUUAGGUGAGGCCAAGGUUUUUACGUGUUCUACUAACACGGCAAAAAUUCUAUCUUCAAACUCUUUGUGUUGCCGGAGAAAUUCAUCUCAAGUCCACACAGGGAAAGUGUUACUCUCACUCCUUUUACUCCAGGCUUCUUUUUUUUUUUUUUUUAUUAAAAGCCAUUCAGCUGCUUGUCAGAUGGACACUGACAGGUUAUGAAUCACGCAAUUAUCAAAACUUGGCUCCAAGGAAAGACGCUCUGCAGGACGGUUAGACGUACUGUUUUUGAUAAACACCAGGCUGGAGAUGAUUCUUCUGUCAGGGGUUUUUAUUUUCCUGAAGCUGGGAGAAAAAAUCUCAUCCCCCAUUUGUACUGUUUUCAAUUUGAUCUGAAGGAGUCGUUGAAGAACUCCUGUUCCAGUUCAGAGUGUUUGUAAAAAAAACACUAAUAUUUGUGUUGUAUUAUUUAGGCAUCACAGUACAAACAGGUAAAUGUGGGGAGUUAGAACGGAUUGUUGGGACAUGUCACAUUCAGGUGCUUCAGGUCAUCCUGGCUUCCUUAGUGUUCACCGACUGGUGACGUGGUUGGAACUGAAGCUGUGAAAAUGUCCGGUUUGGACGUCGAUGUACAUAAUCUCAGUUCUUCCCAGAGAGCUGGAAGUCACUACGGUGAGUUUUGUUUUGUUUUGUUUUUUGUUGUUGUUGUUUGUUUUCCUGAAACUCGGUGACUCAAGUCGCACAUAAGUUGACUGCAGUGACUUGACUUCAGACUUGCUUUUAAAGACUAAGACUUGGGGCUUGGGAUUUCAUGAAAUUAUUGUUUGCAAAAUUCAUGUUGUAUACAUGAAUAUAAUUUGCGCAACAUGACAAAACACUCAGCAUGUUAAGUCAGGAAAGAACUUUGGUUAUGUAGCCUAGGCUACCAGCUAGCUUCAUUGCUAAGCGGUGUCUGUGUGGAUGUAGGGUGUUUGCUGUUCUAGAAAAGGCUACUGUUGUGAUAUCACUUCCUAAAGAUUUAUGAUGUAAGAAAAAAAAAUUAAACUGUAUUUCAGUUGCAGUUCAGACUUGAGACCUGCCUUAGACUUAUGACAGAUGACUUGAGACCUGACUUGGCAUUUUUCCUUAAAGUUUUGAAAAAUAAAAACACUUGGGAAAUAAGAUUUGAGACUUGCCUUGGUAUUACCCCUCAAAGACUUCAAAGAAUUCAAUACCAAGACUUGAGACUUGACUUUGCAUUUUCCUUUGAGUGACUUGGACUUGGGGAAUAAGAUACGAGACUCGUCUUUGUGUUGCCUCUCACAAAUUUGAGAAUUGACUUGGACCUAAAUACAAAGAUGUCAGACUUGCCUUUGUAUUUCCCCUGAAACACUUGAGACUUGAAUACUAAGACUUGAGACUUGGAGUAGAAUACAGUGACUUGCCAUAACCCAUCAUAGACUUGAGACUUGAUUUGGUUUUAUCCUUCAAAGACCUAAGUCUUGACUCUGACUGAGUCAAGACUUAGUCAAGACUUGAAAAUGAUUUGUUAACAUUUAUGAAUUUUAAGGAACUUAUUAUUUCCUUGCUGAAAUUUCCAGUGGUACAAUAUUUCAUCCAGACAUCAGUGGUGGUAAAUGUGCAAUUCCAGAUUUGCAUGUACAGAUAUUAGGAUUGGAAUGUUUAUUCCCUUUAGGCUCACAGCUUUUAAAACAUUGUGCUUCAUGCUGUUCAUGUCACGCAGAAAGAAUGUGUGUUCAACUUUACAGAUGAGCUUUAAUGGCAACCUUUCCUACGGUCGUGGCACAAAGGUCCCGUCGUCUACACAUAUAGACUGGUUUCUCUGCUUUAACUCUAUUUUAGUUAUUGUCUUUGGAUACUGUAGUAAUGCAGUACACUUCUGGUUUUUACAUUACAUUUGCCUCCUGCAAUGUUCACGCUCCCUGCUUCUUUUUUUUUUUGUUUUUUGUCUUGCCUCCCCCUGCAUCUGUGAAACGAUCCAGCCAGUCCUGUCCUCACUCUGUGCCAAUAUUUGAAGGACGGAGAAAAACCGUUAAGUCUCAGUGUUACAGUUACACGAUAGUGUGCAUAAACAGAAGCCGUGCCAGGCUGCACCCACUGCUGGGCUGCUUUCUGAACGCACUCCAGCUCCAGUUUGGUCAGAGCAGAAGUCGUCAGCCUUCUGAGGUGGCAGACAGAAAAUGGCUCCUGCGUGAUGGCUGGAAGCAUGAAGCACAGAAGCGCCCUCUACUGUUGGGGUGGUGAAAGGACAGAUUUUUGUUUCCACUUCUUUAGCCAUCAGUAGAUGUUAACUGUGACUCCACAAAGCUGUGUUUUUCUGUCGGCAGGACGAACUGUUACACACACCACCAGACCUCUCCUGUUUGUCUCUGUAGUGUUCUCCAUCACCACCACCUCCACCAUCACCAGCAUCACGCCAGCCGUUGGCUCAUGCAGACUCCACAUGUUCCCUCUGCUUUGUUGAAAACCCCACACUGCUUCAGACCACUGUGACUGAUGUGGGAAGGUCCUGUCUGUCUGUAUAAAUGUAUAUUGACUGUAACCCUGUGAAUGAUGUAACAAUUUCAUUAUUUGUAAUAUUGUCAUUGGUCUAUUUUCUAAAAAUGGAAAGUCCAACUUGACUCCUCAAUAAAAAUAAGAUCUGUUAUAAAAACCA